Molecule: messenger RNA, 1314 nt
Organism: Selaginella moellendorffii
Lineage: Eukaryota; Viridiplantae; Streptophyta; Lycopodiopsida; Selaginellales; Selaginellaceae
Product: ethylene-responsive transcription factor ERF024
Exons: 1
Coding region: 51-1112 (353 amino acids)
Biological process (GO): regulation of DNA-templated transcription
Molecular function (GO): DNA binding; DNA-binding transcription factor activity
Source: RefSeq, a predicted model, not a curated record
AGGGCGAAAAAAACCACUCCCGCCACAUUUGGGGAAAAUUUUGGUGCCACAUGGUGGCCGGGGAUUUGUCCCCUGAUUUAGGGCGCCCCAAAUUUAGGGUUCCCACUAGCAGCGCUUCUUCCUCCUCGAGCGAGGCGGCGGGGGCGUCCAUCGACGAGGGCUUCUCCGCGCCCGCCGCCACCGAUGUGAUCUCCUUUGAUGAGUUUCUUCUCAGCGCGAUACGAGGCAACCGCGAGCAGCAACCGCAGCAGCGGAGGAAUCGGCGGCGGCACUCCACCGCGGCGGGGUCUCCGGGCAACAGCUCCGAGGAGAGCGACGAUCGCGAGGGCGGCGAUGGCGGCAGGAGCCGCCGGCGCCGCAAGAGCUCCGACGACGCUUCUCUCGGGGGCGGUGGUAGCAGCACGACCUCCCCCAGCGCCGCGCAGGUCUCGGGCGAGGAAUCGCCGGGAUUUCUAGCGCCCCAGCAGCAGCAGUCGGAUCAGGAGACCCAGCACCCACUCUAUCGAGGGAUCCGGCGGCGCAGCUGGGGCAAAUGGGUCUCGGAGAUCCGGGAGCCCAAGAAGAAGACGCGCAUUUGGCUGGGAUCCUUCCCCACGCCGGAGAUGGCCGCUCGAGCUUACGACGUGGCCGCGAUCAGCCUCAAGGGUCCCAAGGCCGUGCUCAAUUUCCCCGAGUUCGCGUAUUCGCUUCCACAGCCGGCUAUGGUGUCGCCCAAGUCGAUCCAGCAGGCCGCCGCUGCCGCCGCCCUGGCAUUUAGCUCCUGUUCUCUGGGAACUUCCUCCUCGUCGCCCACGAAAGCAUCGUAUCGGAGCUCCCUUGCAUCGUCCACCUCGUCCCAGCAGUACCACUACUCGAAAUCGCCCGAGAAUGUGGCAAAGCCCUGUUCUUCCUCCCAGGGAUCGCGAUCAGGCGGCGAUUUGGCACCGGCAUUGCCUCCGAUUAGCGAGGGCCAGGUGAAUUACGUGGACGAGGAUAUGAUCUUCAACAUGCCGGAUGUAGUCACGGAUAUGGCUCAAGCGAUGCUUCUCGCGCCGCCGCGAUUGAGCCAAGAACAGAGUGACGAGGAGGAUGAAUCGGGCGAGGAGGCAUCGAUUUGGAGCUAUCGAGACUGAUCCUCGACCACACUCGAUCUCGUGGGAGGCAAUCGGUAGCCUUAGAUCUUGCGCGAGCGAUUGAAACGCUAGAGAGAAAAUCUAGUGUAAAAUAUUUCUAUUUGGGAUGAACACGAAGAACAGUUUAGCUAGAUACGCUCCUAAUCGUGUUUGUUAUAUCUUAAGCGGGCUAGAUAAUGCAUGCUUGUUAUAUUUAAGUGUU